This is a messenger RNA of Daucus carota subsp. sativus, 4007 nucleotides long. Its product is annotated as LRR receptor-like serine/threonine-protein kinase FLS2. Lineage: Eukaryota; Viridiplantae; Streptophyta; Magnoliopsida; Apiales; Apiaceae. The transcript is spliced from 2 exons. Gene Ontology annotation, molecular function: protein binding; ATP binding; protein kinase activity. The record is from RefSeq and is a predicted model, not a curated record. The coding region runs from base 264 to 4007 and encodes 1247 amino acids. Gene Ontology annotation, biological process: protein phosphorylation.
UUGCAUGAGCUAUAUCGACAUGAGUCUGAUACCGCGUUCACUGCACAAUGUAGCGUGAUACAAAAUCUUCUGGACACCUCAAUCUGUUAGAUCCGUCUAUAUCAAACCAAGUUGUUAAUAAUACAAACAAAUAAAAACCGCUAUCAUCCUUUUCAUUCACUAGGAACUUGAUACAAGUCAUGCACAGGUUGAAUCCAUGUAGUUAUGGAAUGUAUCUAGUCAUUUCAACAAAGAAUAGAGACUAAAAAGCAUUAUAUAUAUACAUGCUCAAUUGCUCAAUACCACCUUACUUUAAUGCAAUGGUUACACUCUUAAAAACUACUAGCUUUAUAACACUUCUUGUUUUUUCAGUUUUAGUUGGUUUUGUGUUAAGUGCAGAAACAAGCUUGGAGGUCGAGAUUGAAGCACUGAAAGCUUUCAAGAAUUCAGUUACAAAUGACCCUUUCGGGGCUCUUCAGGACUGGAAUGACUCCAGCCAUCAUUGCAACUGGACUGGAAUCAAGUGUCAGCCUUCAUCGAAACGUGUGGUCUCGAUUUCCCUGGUUGAAAUGCAGCUUGAAGGGUUGAUUACUCCAUUCCUUGGGAAUCUUUCUAAUCUCCAGGUUCUUGAUCUAACUUUAAACUCAUUUAGUGGUCGCAUUCCUCCUCAACUAGGCUCUUGUUCACAUCUUACUGAUCUUAUGUUGUAUCGAAAUUCACUUUCGGAUUCAAUCCCACCAGAGCUAGGAAACCUCAAAAAUCUGCAGUAUGCGGAUUUUGGAAACAAUUCAUUUAGUGGAACCAUUCCAGAAAGUUUAACCAACUGCACUGCACUGUUAGAAAUUGCCUUCAUUUUCAACAAUCUCACCGGUGAAAUCCCAUUUAGCCUCGGUGAGUUGGUUAAUUUACAGAUUUUUUUGGCUCAUGAUAACAGUUUGACAGGCUCAAUACCUGUUUCAAUUGUUAACCUUAUAGAUAUUCAAACUCUUGAUCUGGCUGAGAACAAGUUAACUGGUGAGAUUCCAUUCAACAUAGGAAAAUUGGUUAAUCUACAGUUUUUCUUAGCGCAACAUAAUGCUUUAACAGGCUCCAUACCUGCUUCCAUUGGUAGCCUCAGAGAAAUUCAGAAUCUCGAUCUAAAUGGGAAUAAAUUAUCAGGUCCAAUUCCCCGGGAAAUAGGAAACUUGUCAAAGUUACAGAUACUUCAGUUAUACGACAAUUCUCUCACUGGGGAAAUUCCAGAGACAUUAGGUCAGUGUAUAGAACUAGAAUUGCUAAACAUAUAUAGCAAUCACUUCACUGGAGCUAUUCCGUCUGAGCUUGGAAACUUGACAAGUUUACAAGGCUUACGACUGUAUGAUAAUAAGCUGAAUUCUACAUUCCCACUGUCGUUUCUCCAGCUAAGAUCAUUAAUCAAUCUGGAACUUUCAAAUAAUGAAUUAGUUGGAAGCAUACCUUCCAGGAUUGAUUCUUUGGCAUCAUUGCAGAUACUGAUGCUACAUAACAAUAGGUUUACUGGUCAGAUCCCAUCAUCCCUAACAAAUCUGACAAAUCUAACCUACGUGUCCAUGAGCUUCAAUCUCCUCACAGGAUCAAUACCAUCAAACAUAGGGGCACUGCACAAUUUACAGAAUUUAACCUUGAAUGAUAAUUAUCUUGGUGGAAUUAUACCUCCUAGUAUCACUAAGUGCACACAACUUCUUAACAUAGGUUUGACUAAGAAUGAACUGACAGGGAAAAUUCCUUCUGGCUUUGGGAAGUUGCAAAAUCUUAGUUUUCUGAGUAUAGGAAAUAGUCAAUUGUUUGGAGACAUUCCUGAUGACCUCUUCAAUUGUAUUGGUCUGAGUUCGCUACUUUUAAGCGGGAAUGAUUUUACUGGAUUGCUGAAACCAAGCAUUGGAAGCCUCACCAAUCUCAAAGUUCUGCGUCUUAGUACAAAUUCAUUUUCGGGAAGGAUUCCUAAAGAAAUUGGGAACCUUAGUAAACUCUUUACAUUAUCCCUCCACACAAACAAAUUCUCAGGCAUAGUUCCGCCUGAACUGUCAAAGCUCACCUUUCUCCAGGGCUUAGCACUGCAAAACAAUCUUCUUGAAGGUUUGCUUCCAGGCAGCAUUUUUGAGCUCAAAAACCUUUAUGUGCUAUUGCUAAACAAUAACAGUUUCACUGGACCUAUCCCAGACUCUGUUUCGAAAGUCAAGCAGCUGUCACACUUGGAUCUCAGUGAAAACAGGCUUUCUGGAUUAAUUCCCAAGAGUAUGGCAACACUGAACAGGAUGAUGACCUUGGAUCUCUCACAUAAUAAUCUCACAGGAUCCAUCCCAGGAACAGUUAUUUCAAGCAUGAGAAUGAUGUCAACAUAUCUCAACCUUUCAUACAAUUCAUUUUCUGGAAGACUUCCACCUGAGAUGGGAAUGCUACAAGCAGUUCAAGCCAUCGAAAUCUCGUCUACCAAUCUCUCUGGAAGUAUUUCUACACUCAAAGGCUGCAUAAAUUUGUUCUCACUUGAUCUGUCAAAUAAUAAAUUAUCUGGUCAAAUUCCAACAGACACUUUCACUCAGCUCACUGUGCUUACCAACCUGAAUCUCUCAAGAAACCAGUUAGAUGGACCACUGCCUGAAAGUUUGGCAAGCUUAAGGAAUCUUAGCUUCCUUGAUCUUUCUCAGAAUAAGUUCACAGGUAUCAUAUCUGACAAAUUUUCCACUAUAUCUACCUUAAAAAAUCUCAACCUUUCUUUCAAUCAAUUUGAAGGACUUGUUCCAGAGACUGGUGUUUUUAGAAACAAAAGUGUAACCAGUUUGCAAGGAAAUCCAUCCCUUUGCGGCGGCAAAGCUCUGCAGCCAUGCAAUGACCAGAAAAAAUCAAAAGGCGGCUUAUCCCCAAAAACUGUGGUAAUUAUUGCUUCAUUAGCAUCUUUUGGUGUAAUUAUGCUUUUACUAUUAGCAAUUACAGUGUUCUGUAGAUGCAUGAAGAACAACGAAAGAAAGGAGAUGGAGAGUGCAGCACCAGAUUACACUUCAAAAUCAAUUCUCAAGAGGUUUCAUCCAAAGGAAUUAGAAGAUGCUACUAAUCAGUUCGAUGAGGAUAACAUUUUGGGAUCAAGCAGCAUGAGCACUGUAUACAAGGGUAUACUAGAAGAUGGACAGGUGAUAGCCGUAAAGAUUUUGAAGGUGCAUCUGUUUGCUGAGACAACUGAAAAAAGCUUCAACAGAGAACUUAAAACUCUUGGUAAGCUAAAACACAGAAAUUUGGUGAAGCUAUUUGGUUACGCAUGGGAGAGCUCAAAGCUGAAGGGGAUAGUUCUGGAAUACAUGGAAAAUGGUAGCUUAGAGACCAUUAUACAUGAUUCAGGGGUGGACCAAGCACGGUGGACACUGUCUGAGAGGAUUGAUGUUUUAGUCUCAGUUGCAAGGGGUUUGGUUUACUUGCAUUCAGGUUAUGAUUUUCCGAUAGUCCACUGUGAUCUAAAGCCAUCUAAUGUUCUUUUUGAUGGGGAGUGGGAUGUUCAUGUGAGUGAUUUUGGGACAGCCAGAAUUCUUGAUAUUGAUAUGAACAGCAGCAGCUCCUCCUCGGCAUCAGCCUUUGAAGGAACCAUUGGUUACUUGGCACCAGAAUAUGCAUUUAUGAGGAAAGUCACAACAAAAGUAGAUGUUUUUAGCUUUGGCGUGAUUGUUAUGGAAUUCCUUACCAGACGACGUCCUACUGGUCUUUCUCAAGAUAACGGACAGCCAAUCACUUUGCCACAACUAGUUAAGAAAGCAUUGGCAGAUGGAACCGACAGAUUACUUAGUGUAGUAGAUCCUCAGUUAGUUUCAGAUAUCUCCAGGAAAGAGCAACUAGAAAGUAUCUUUACAUUAGCCUUAUUAUGCACGUGCCAAGAGCCAGAGGGCCGUCCUGACAUGGAUGAGGUGCUAUCUUCACUUUCCAAGAUUAGCAAAUUGGAAACGAAGACUGGGACCGUGAAAGAUGACAGAUCAAAAACAGGUCAAAGCAGCAAUGCUGCAACUCAAAUUCAGGGGACCGUUUCUUAG